GUUUCUGUAUGUAUAUGAGAGAGAAACACUGCAUCCUGUUUCUCUCUGCAACCAUUUACAUACCAGAGUGGCAGAGUUUGCUGGAUAGCCACUGACGCAGGUGUGAUUUCUGUCUUCAGUCUUCAGAAAAAUUAACAGCAGAGAGAAAGAACAGCAACGAGUCCGCUGUGAUAAUGGACUUCAGGGUAGACAGAAACAGAACUCAAGUAUGUGGCAGCUAUAACAAUGUGGAGGAGUCUGAGUACGCUGUGGUGGAUGACCAGGAGGAAGUGUUCAAUGUGCACAUACAUCCUGCGAGGCCCAUACACGAUGAAAGAGAGUAUGCAGACAGGGAUCUUCCAAGAUCAUUGUCUGGACAGCGCCUUUCACUGGUUUCAACUGUCAGCAUCCAUCCUGCAUGUCUGCCCAGAGAGAUCCCACAAACAACAGGACCGGCUGUAAACAGAGACCUGAAGCCAGGCAAGCAGAAGACUAAAUUAAGUAAUGCAACUGAACAGAUGAAGUCUGAUUUUGUCAGUCAGGAUUGUAAUAACAGCCCGAAUACUCACAAGCUGCAUUUUCAGCCCUCACACAGGCACUCAACAUCCCCUUUUAUCUUGGAGUUAACCAAUCACAUUGCUGAAGUGGCCCUACAUGAACCCUACAAGAAAGAACAGCUGAGGAAAACUGAAAAAGGAAACUUCGAUUCACAUAUCAAAGGUCCACACAACACUCAAAAUGCUUCAGCUCAUCUAACCAAUCAAAGGCAUUCUUUGGAUUUGGAGACUCAUGACUUAGACAAAAGGUCACAUCAAAGUCUAGAGAGAGUGCCGUCGAGACGCCAUCACCAUGAGUGGCCUCAAACUAGAGAAGACAUAGACCAGCAUGACUUUGUUCCAAUGGAAAAGCCUCAGACCUACUGUGAGGAAGACUGGUAUGUUGGCGCUUGUAAACGUACAGAUGCUGAGCAUGCCUUACAUCUGGUAAACAAGGACGGGGCCUUUUUGGUUCGAGACUGCUCUUCCUGCACUGACAGUGAACCCUUGGUGCUGGUUGUUUAUCAUGAAAAGAAAGUUUAUAAUGUAAAAAUUCGGUUCAUUGAGAGCACCAGCAAGUAUGCACUGGGAACAGGACAACGAUCAAAUGAUAUGUUUGACUCUGUGGCAGACAUCGUCAAGUUCCACUCCAUAUUCCCAAUAAUAUUCAUCAGCGGGAGAAGUAUGCCUGGAAAAUUAUUCCCAGAAAACUGUGUUCUGACAUGUCCAAUAACAAAAAUGGAUGUUAACCGGCUACUAAAGUAACAUCUGCACCUUCCAGGAAAGAUCAUCUGAAAUUGAUUGAAAUCCAUCCAAUUCUUCCUAUACAGAAAAAGUAUGCACUAAAAGUAUGUUGAAAAAAGAAAAGAGAAAGAAUGUGUACAAAUUUUGUUUGAUAGUAAAUUUCAUUUAAUCUCCAGCUAAUGUCAGAAGAAAUUUGACAUUAGCUGUACCAGUGAUCUAAUACACAGAGAUGUAAAAUAAAUAAAUAAAUAAAUAAAUAAAUAAAACAUG
Melanotaenia boesemani (Boeseman's rainbowfish) is the source of this 1529-nucleotide messenger RNA. RefSeq names its product cytokine-dependent hematopoietic cell linker. Gene Ontology annotation, biological process: cell surface receptor protein tyrosine kinase signaling pathway; intracellular signal transduction. The record is from RefSeq and is a predicted model, not a curated record. NCBI's taxonomy places the organism in Eukaryota, Metazoa, Chordata, Actinopteri, Atheriniformes, Melanotaeniidae. The transcript has 16 exons. The coding region runs from base 174 to 1280 and encodes 368 amino acids.